AGCAACGGCAACGGCCAAGUCAGCGAACAGCUGUAGCUGUCACGAAUUCACGAUUUUCUGUUGUUUCGGGCUCCGAACAUUUCAAUUGAUUUCAAGUCGAGUAGUCCACGUUUGUUAAGGCCAUUCAGGCUAACGCGUAAUCCCGCAACAAAGAUUUUCCCAGAGUGUAUUGACUGAAUCGAAACGGUACGUGAUCUCGAAUGCAUUUCAACAUUUACAACCGAAAUGGUGAAAUUUCUGUGAAGGAUCGUCGCUUGGUUCGGGCGAUUGCAGUGUCUCUGGGUGCACGUGUUUGGUUGAUCAAUAAAAUAUCUUCAACGCCGUCUGGAUUAUUUGUGUUUUCUUGACAUUUUCAUUAAAGAAAUGGCUGGUAAAUAGGUGACCAAAGCACUUGGACCGACAAUGCCUGGUCAAAACGAUGGACAAACAUCGCCGGUCGACUUCAGCCGGUAGAUCAACAAAAUGGACGUUGCUGCUUGCGAUACUUGCAGAAGUCUCCUCCACGCAUACCCGACAUGGAGACGGAUUGAUCACCCAAAGAACUCGCUCAUUCACGCCGAGAAACUGCCUCCUCACCAAUCACAACGUGCUGCAAUGUCGCAACCGAACCACAGAAAAUCUGUCGCUACCCGAGGACGUCACCCGAUUGGAUCUCGAUCACGUGCCAGGUUCCCGCCUGGACGUAAAAGACAUACGCCACUUGAGGUGGACGCGCAGUGACAUCGCUGACAUCAACGAAGCCCUGAUUCAUCCUCAGAAACUCACAGAACUGGAGUUGUCAUAUAACAACAUCAGCCAUCUGCAAAACUUCCAGUUCCGCGAGUUCAACAGCCUCCGUUCUCUCAACUUGUCCCACAAUUCCAUAAACGAUCUUCCGAGGGAAGCAUUUAACAAUCACAGCACGAAACUGCGCAAGCUAUGUCUCUCUCACAACUCCCUCAAAGCUAUACCCUUCCAAGUAUUCUCGCCUUUGAACGACACAGUCGAGCUCGACUUAUCCUACAACCAUCUGGUCACCUUCCUCGAUCACUUCUUCAAAUUCAACAACAACAUCGAAGUGCUGCUACUCAACAACAACAAUCUGACGAAAAUCACUUCGAACGCUCUGGCGGAUCUGACCAAACUCACGAGGCUAGACCUCUCCUACAAUUCCCUGCAAUCCAUAUCCAUGGGGCUAUUCGACUCGCUCAGCAACCUCUUGUACUUGAACCUAGCCAACAAUCCUCUGCUGAACAUGGCGAGUGGUACCUUUAGAGGACUAGGCGACUUAAGGGUGCUGAACCUCAGCAACAACAAGCUCAGCUCACUUUCUUUUGGUCUACUGCACUUCAGCCCUCUGCUAACCUCUCUCACCCUGGAUGACACUCUGAUCGAAGUAAUCCACAAUACAGAACUCCUAGGAGUGCCUAACCUCGAGACGCUGAACUUGCGUAGAAACAAGAAACUCAGAGAGAUAGAGACUUACGUUUUCGCUGACACUCCGGUACUGCGUGAGCUCGACAUCAGUGGCAACGAUCUGACGUUCCUACCACACACUAUCGCCAAUCUUACGGAGCUGAAGAGGCUCAACAUCAGCGACAAUCCCUGGGCUUGCGACUGCCGCAUGUUCUGGUUCGCCCCAUGGGCAGCCAGCAAAAAGAAAUCCAACAUCACCAUGUCGGAUCUCAGUUGUGGUCCGUACGCUUAUCCCAAUGACAUGUUGCCUACACUCCAGCACCUCAAUUGCAUCGGCCCUAGGGUCGUUUACAAGACCCCCACCAAGCUUUACAGGCUAAGAACGAACGCCCUUCUUGAAUGCAGGUACGUUUCCAACCCUCCUUCGUCUAUAACGUGGGUCACCCCUCGAAAGGAGGUCUACCAUUGGAACCCGGACCCUAGUAUUCCCGAUAUUUUUGCCAAACACCCACACGCUCACAGCCAAAUAAUGACACCUUUGAGAGUCAUCCCACCUCGUAUUCAAGUCCUUGACAAUGGCACUCUUUUAGUGAAAAAUGUUACCAGAGACGAUUGCGGCAGGUACACUUGUUAUGCCAGCAAUCCCAUAGCCAAUGCUACUGAGGAUGUGUUGUUGCACAUCGAUCCCACUGAUUGGAACCAGAUCAGGAUCAUCAGUCUGAUCGUGGGAACCCAAAGUGCGGCGGGGUUUUUGGGGCUGACGCUGCUUGUACAGUUCCUGAGAUAUCUGAUGGAUAAGUUUGGUUUGCUGAAUAAUUUCUGCAGUUUUUGUAAGCGCGAUCGAGUUUCACCAAGGGCAAGGCAAAUUUAUGCCAUGCUGGAUAAUAUUGAGCAAUAUAAAAGUCAACAACUCGAAAGGCUUCGAGAGAAUUACGCCCAACAGGUUCAUCGAAUUAAAGACAACUGCGCCCAACAAAUGGAAUGGAUUCAAGGCAGUUAUCAGUCUCAAGCUAAACACCUCAAGGACUUCAGGGAUAUCGGGGCUUCCCAUUUAACCACCUUACGUGGACAAUACUGCGAUCAGGUCAAGAAAGUCCGAGACUAUUCCACCUCUCAACUCAACUGGGUGCGCGAAAACUAUGUUUUCCAACGCAACAAGAUCAGAAAAUUUAGCUCCCACAAGGUCCUACAGCUGCGAGAGACCUACAAGUACCAACAGCAAACUCUCAACAAGGUCCUCGAAAACCUCCCCAGCCUCUAUUUCGAAAACUGCCGAGCCGGCACUUGUGGCAAAGCGGAAUCUCUCAUCUUCGAUCCCAAAGACUACGAAAGCGUCGACGUCUACAUCAAAUCCCAAAUGGAAAAACUAGCCAAUACUAGCACCAGCACUAAUGACAUGACUCAGAGCAGGAUGUCGCUGUACUACACCCCCUCGGAAAUGUCUGCGGCAGACACCCCUAGCGGCAUCCCCCCGGGAAUCUACAUCAAUUACAUCGAAAACCCCCCCAGAGGCAUUCUGCUGAUGGAGGAACCGAGCACCUCCAAGCACGCGGUCAUCAUCGAGGAUAGCUUCGCGGAAGGCUCGAAGCCCGGCUGCAGUUCCGAGCUGCGAGUCGAAAACGAGAUCACCCAAGCUCGGAUCGAGAUCGCCCGAGUCGAGAACGAGAUCGGCCGAGCUCAGCCGAGCACCAGCGCAGGCGCAGAAAAAAUGGGGAAGGUGGAGCACGAGACGUCGCUGUGUCACAGUGUAGGAACUGCCUCACUAGUGCCAACGUAGCAGCUAGCUCUAAGAAUAACUUUCUGUUUGUUCCAUUUUAACGAAUUGCCAAAAGACUUAAUUUUCAAAUGGGUGCAAACCAGUGUUUUUUUUUUCUUUUAGGAUAUUGUUCGACACUAUGUAGUCAUUUUGUUGAAAGACUGACUAUCCUCGAGAAAAAUCAAACAAGUGUUCCUCACUUCCUGUGAUUUUCAAAUGCGCUACCUACGUCAGAAAAUGUUAUGGAAACAACGAUUAUUUUCACUACAUAUUUCACAAACUCGAAUAGAUCUUUUGAGGGUAGUCGUUCAAAUUUUUCCAAUUGUUUUGCAUGGAUGUUUUCAUCAUUUCUCUAGAACACGAAACAAAAAUCGUAGCUCACAGUUUGAUGUUUCCGGAAGUAGAUAUCUAUAUAAUCAUUAGGUAAUCUCAAGGAUUUAGAAAUAGAGUAUAGAGUUAGAUAAUGGUAAAUUGAAUUUCCUCAUAAUGAUUUUGAUGUUAUAAUUUUCGAGUAAUUUAUCAGCCAUAUUUCCCCAUGAAUUAUUCAACAUAUACAAGUGGUUGCUUAUAAGCUACUUAGAAGCCUAAAUAAUUGUUGAAACUUUCGAAAUUCUAACUCUUACUGUUGUAGAAUAUUCGUAUUACAAUAUAUUUUUCUAAAAAAAGCGCAAUAUUCAAGUACUCCAUUUAGAUAUGUUGACAGAAUAAUUCAUGUAUGGGAUAUAAAUCUACACAGGUAGAAGGGGGAUUAUUUUCUAAUACAAUGGGAACCAAAAUAUGGAUAAAAACACAAUACUAUUUUUAUUAUGACGGAUAUUUGUUGUCCUCUUGUGAACGUGAUUUAUUUGAAUAUACAAUUGAAUACUGUAGUAGCAUCUCAUUAAAUAAAAUUGUACGAAGC
Phaedon cochleariae (mustard beetle) is the source of this 4052-nucleotide messenger RNA. The record is from the annotation of a GenBank genome assembly. Lineage: Eukaryota; Metazoa; Arthropoda; Insecta; Coleoptera; Chrysomelidae.